CUGCCCAUGCUGGCCGGCCACUUCUAGCCAGGCUGGGGAGGGCAGGGCACGGGGGGGACCAGUUCUGAGUCUCCCCCAUCAGAUCGUUAUGGAUCUAUUCGACUUUUUCAGGGACUGGGACUUAGAGCAGCAGUGUCACUAUGAGCAAGACCGGAGUGCACUUAAAAGGAAAGAAUGGGAGCGAAGAAAUCAAGAAGUCCAGCAAGAUGAAGAUCUCUUUGCUUCAGGUUUUAAUCUCUUUGGGGAACCCUACAAGACAAAUAAAGGGGAUGCCCUUGCUAACCGUGUCCAAAAUACAUUGGGAAACUAUGAUGAAAUGAAGGACUUGUUAACCAACCAUUCCAACCAGAGCCACCUUGUAGGAAUCCCAAAGAAUUCUGUACCACAGACUCCCAUUGACAAAAAUGAACAGAACUUUUUUCCAGAACAGAGAAACAGGAUGAUCCCAUCUCACCAGAUCAGCGGUCACUCAUCAACGUCAAUGCCCCCACCUUCUUCACUGUCAUCUAAUUCUACUUUGCUACACAGUCACCAGAGCAGCAGGAAAUCCAGGACAGAUUGGUCACGUGGUGGUCACAAUUCUAGCGGUGCACAGCCAAGCCAAUCCAGUAGUCAACAGAGUAGGACAAAGCAUAGCUCUUCACAUGACCAGCCUCAAGGCAGGUACGACGAUCUCUACAGCUGUCAGAGUGAGCAACAUAAAAAUGGAGGGGCUGAGGAAGCAAACCCAGCUGCAUCAUCUUCACAUUCACGGAGGCACAAUCAUUCCAAAUCAACAACUGGAGAACAUUCUUAUAAAGAAAACAGUCAUUCCAAGUCACCUGUAGAACUUGAGUUUGUAGGGCACGGUCCUGGAUCUCCACUUCCUUCUACAUCUUUGUUAUCUGCAAACAAUGGUCUCUCAACUCAGAGUUUCCCACCAGGACUGCACUGUAAAACUAGCAUGGGCCAGCAAAAGCCUACAGCUUAUGUAAGACCUAUGGAUGGUCAGGACCAAGUACCUAAUGACUCACCUGAACUGAAACCUCCAAUAGAAAUUGAGAGUGUAUAUGGAAAUCAAUCAUUUGGAACACUGUUGGAAGGAAAAGCUAAUGCACCCAGUUCUAAGAAUAAAUUACCAAAGCUUACCAUCCCUCAAGCUAGCGAGGUUAGCCUUCCCAGUGACUCCAGCUGUGUGGAAGAAAUAUUACGGGAGAUGACCCAUUCCUGGCCUCCACCUCUUACUGCUAUUCACACCCCCGGCAAGGCUGAGCAGACCAAGUUUUCCAUCCCAAGCAAGGUGCAGGAUUCCCAGCACCCGACUUCAGGAUACAAUGUACAAAAGUGGAGUGAUCCAGCAGGGAAAGCUGCCACCAAGUCAGUGCCACAAAAGUCAAUGCUCGAAGAUGAUCUAAAACUCAGCAGUGAUGAAGAUGACCACGAACAGGCUGCUGAAAAGACAAAACCUAGAAACAUUCCUGUAAAUGGCCUUCCUUUGCAGACAGCACACAAUGCAGUUUUAGCACAUUCCAGCGGAGGCUCUGGGAGCUCCAGUGAGUCUGAGAGCAGCUCCGAGUCUGAUUCUGACAGCGAAAGCAGCUCCAGUGAUAGUGAGUGUAACGAAGAGUCACGCAGCGCAACUCCGGAGCCUGAACCUCCCUCAACAAACAAGUGGCAGCUGGAUAAAUGGCUAAAUAAAGUGAAUCCCCAUAACAAGACCAUUAUCAACAACCAAAAUGAGACUCAUAGUGAGAACAGUUCUCAGUCUCAAAGCAGCCAACAGACUGAAGGACAAAACAAAGGGAAGCUUAAUAACAGUCUGCCCCAGACCGAUUCCAAAGACAGGGCCAUCCGUAGUCCCAUCCGGGAGAAAGCCAAACCACGAGUUGCCCAGAAAACUCCAGAGGCAAAAAGCUCCAAGCAGAAGUCACCAGCUCAUAAUGAACCAACUUCACAAAGGACUCCUGGGAAAAAGCAACCCAAAAAGGUAGAAAGGACUUCCAGUGUAGAAGAGUAUAACUGGCCCAAACCAAAUAAUACCAGCAACACUCCCAAAGAAAAAGAUACACAGGAACCACCAGAGCAACCAAAGGUUCGCACAAAAGCAGCAGCUGGAAAGACAGCUCCAAGAAAAGAACCAAGGACUAGCACGGGACUUGCUUCUGAGAAGAAAAAGUACAGAGGCCCUAGCAAAACUAUCCCCAAAUCCCGUGAAUUUAUUGAAACCGAUUCGUCUACUUCUGAUUCAAACACAGACCAGGAAGAGAGCCUGCAGGCCAAAGUAUUACCAGCUUUCAGUGGGCCUGCCAAUGGCAUUAAAGUAAAGGACUCCAGCAGCAACAUCCUCAGUGUAAGUAGUUUAACUAGCAACAGCAGCAACACAUCAAUAGACCAGACCAGCAAUGAUUUAGAGGAACAACUCUUUUCACCGAUCCCAAUUGUGCAAAAUGAACUUCUGUCCCCACUGAGGGAAUAUGAAGAACUCAAAUCCCUCUGGGUGAAAAUAGAUCUUAGUUUACUCUCUAGAAUACCUGGACAAGAGCCUUGUGAGACAGUGACUGUGAAAACUGAACCACGAGAGGCAAAUGUGAAGCACAGGCGACAAUCUCGAGAGUCCCCCACCGCAGCAGCUGAAAAGCCCUCCACAAAAUCCAAAAGGAAGCACAAGCAGUCUGAAAGCUUGGAUACAUUUGGUGAAACCAAGAAACAGCGUCUGGAGGACACCUCAGCCUCAUGCCUGCUCCCACCAUGUAUUUCUCCAAUACCUAAUCACAGAUUAACCAGCAUUAAAGAUGGGAGUUCAGUUAAAAAGGUGACUAAGAAAAGAGAAGAGAAGUUGUUCCCUCCUCCGUUAUCCCCGCUGCUGGAUGAGCCAGCACACAGGCGGCACAGCAGUGACAACAGCUCCUUCAGCCAAGAGAACAGUGUCACAAACUCCUUGCAGACCAGCAGUUCUUCCUCUUCUUCUAAAUUCGGAAAGAACGAGAACAAAUCCUCUUCAAACCCCAAAGGAAUCUGUGAGGAGGAAUCUCGCCAUAGACCAACAAACAGUCUCCUUGAUACCAGCCAUCUGGAAACAGACAUCUGGUCUACAAUGCCUACACUCUCCAAUGGGAAACCCGAGUCUAGAAGACCUAAAAUAACAUUUGAUGACAUGCUUCACAAUGCAGACUAUUACAUGCAAGAGGCUAAGAAGCUAAAGCACAAAGCAGACGCACUGUUGGAGAAGUUCGGCAAGGCAGUGAAUUAUGCUGAUGCUGCUCUCUCCUUCAUUGAGUGCGGGAAUGCUAUGGAGCGAGAUCCAUUAGAAGCUAAAUCUCCAUACACCAUGUACUCAGAGACUGUGGAACUCAUCAGGUAUGCAAUGAGACUCAAGAAUUUCACAGGCUCAUGUGCCACGGAAGGAGACAAGAAACUAGCAGUUUUAUGCUACCGAUGCUUAUCACUCCUCUACUUGAGAAUGUUUAAACUAAAGAAAGACCAUGCUAUGAAGUACUCCAGAUCUCUGAUGGAAUAUUUUAAGAACUCUUCAAAAGCCUCCCAGGCCCCCUCUCCUUGGGGAGGCAAUGGAAAGAGCACAGAGACUCCAUCCCCCAUGUCUCUCAGUCCAUCUCCAGUCAGUUCUGUAGGGAGCAGUACAGGCACUACUGGGUCCUCAUCAGCAGGAACCAUCACCAUCCCCCAGCGCAUCCACCAUAUGGCUGCCAGCCAUGUAAAUAUCACCAACAACGUCUUGCGGAGCUAUGAGCACUGGGACAUGGCUGACAAACUGACUAAGGAGAACAAAGAGUUCUUUGUAGACCUGGACUCAGUCAUGGGACCAUUAACACAACACACCAGUAUGACCAGUUUGGUCCGUUACGUUCGACAAGGACUUCACUGGCUCCGCAUUGAGGCGCAUUUGUUGUAGUGACUGCUGCCCUCUUCAUAACAUCCCCAUCAGUCUACCUCUACCAGCGCACAGACGAUCACUGGUGGAACUCCGCUCAUUUCUGGAACUUGAUUCAUGUAACUUCAUUUUUAUUGCCUUUUUUGAUAUCUUAUCUAUUGGAAGUAGAAGUCACCAUAAAUGGAACUUAUGACUCAGAGCAGUAUGUGUUGUACCAUCUAAUCAUUUUUGACAAUUUGUAUGCCUUGCGUCUCCUGGAUCCUGCUAUCCUUAUGUGCUUUAUGGAACGGUACAUUCCCUGCAGUAUUGUUUUAAGUCGACACUGCCUUCAAGUGAAAAUAAAAAAAGCACUUUGAGAAGAUAUGGAUUCCUGAGAAAUAGUACAAAACGUCUUAAAUAUAUGAGGGUAUAUACGAAAAUUCUCUUCUGAAAUAAAUUAGUAGAAGUUAUAGCCAUUCACUCAGAAUUGUCCUUUGAACCCAAGCCAACCUGUUCACUGCUUAGUUCUGGCAUCGUUACCUGCAGCUGUUUAUCGCUAAGAUUUCCUACUUUAUAUAGGCCUGAUCUCUAAAAAAGGACUCUGAACAUCUUAUAGGUAUGUAGCGUAAAAUCACCAAAGAUGUUAAAAGAUAUAAGAUUGGGAGGAAUGAUUAAAGAAAGAUGCCACACUACACAAUGAGGUUUUGAUAUUCUUUAAUGUUGGCUUAACAGUUUAAGUGGGCAGAACAAGGCAGCUGAUCAGACAAUUUCAAAAUGUUAGCUUUUAUAGUCUUAGCUACCAUUCAUGUACUCAAUCGGUGAAUUUUCUUUCAGUCCUACUGUUUGGUCUCCAGCAAAUAUUCCUCCAUGAUUUUUCUUGGCAAAACAAUCUCCUCUUGCAUAGCGACUCAGUGACAGCACAUCUUAACAGGAGUGCUACAUUAUAAACAUUGAUAUUGUAUGUGAAAGUAUGGAUUCUCGAUGAGAUUCACUAGUAAUUUAACUGACUGCUUCUGAGGCACUUCUAACAUCCUGUGGCAUUAAUUUACGCCUGUUUUGUUGAUUUCAAAGCUUUAGAAGCAGACACUAUUAUCUUACUUUUUUGAAAACAAUGAAAAAUUAAAGGAAAUCGCUAGAUUUACCCAAAAACAACAUAUUUGCUUCAUAAUGUCCAUGAAUACUUCAGUCUCCCAAUUCUCCAAAUUACCCAUUUUCCAAAUUCCAUUUUUAUUUACCCACGCUGUCAUAUUUUGACCAUUCCUUUAACGCAUGCAUAAUCAUGAGACAAUUCAGAGAAAAUUUCAAAGCAAUCUUGAAUAAAUGAGACUGUUUCAUUCACUCGUUCUUUUUUUUUUUCUUUCUAAGCUGCGCUGCUCUUGUGGCAGCCCUGCAGGAAGCAAUGGUGCAUGAAACAAAACAAAAUGAAUUUAUAUCAGUAAUUCACAAGACUUUAAAUGGCCUCAUAUCAUUCUUGAUGUAAUGCCGGCACAUCUUAUCGAACUGUAAAUUUCAUCUAUAUAAACAAAAAAAAACCCUCCUGGCAAUGUAAAUAUCAUUCUAUGUCACAUCUCACUGAAAUAACAUGACAGAUGUAUUAAGUAUCAUCCAGACAUUAUUUAAUUGUAAUUGCCUUUUGAUAUAUAAGCCUGUAUAUCCUUUAAUCGGGCAAGAUAUUAGAUUCUACUCACUGGAUUGUGACCAGAUAAAUAGGACAAAUUUGCAUUUAAACGGUUCAGACUGCUAGGUUUUUAAAACAGGUCUUGCACAUUUCCAAUAAGGAUUGUGCCCAAUCCAUAUUUUAAGAUAAACAUCUCUUUUUAAACAAUUGUGUAUUAGCUCCUAUUAAUAAAAACCUUUAAAAAUUCUAUAAAUCAUAAUAUUUUGAUCCACAGCAAGGUCUUGUAAAUGUAGCCAGGGUGGGAUGUAUGUCAUUAGAUAAAUCAUGCUGAUAGGGUAGUCUAUAAAAGGCAGAACAUGCACAUCCUGGAUUAUUUUCACAUUCCUGUUCCUACAGUAAACAACAUGCCCUUAUCUGUUCUUUGAGGGGUUCAUUAACAUAUGCUUAAUAUAUGGAGAUAUACCUAUCUCAUAGAACUGGAAGGGACCCUGAAAGGCCAUUGAGUCCAGUCCUCUACCUUCAGUAGCAGGAUCAAGUGCUGAUUUUGCCCCAGAUCCCUAAGUGGCCCCCUCAAGGACUGAGCUCGCAGCCCUGGGUUUAGCAGGCCAAUGCUCAAACCACUGAGAUAUCCCUCCCCCAAAAGAACUUAUCAUGCUGAUUCUGGCCCCAUUUCUCUAAUGAAUAAAACCAGGAUAACAAGAAACCUUCAUAAAUAUAAAAAGAGGGUGAUUUUUCAAACAUGCACCUUUUUUAACAGAUGAGCGUAGGUGUUUCUGAUAACUGAACUGAAGUAUUGAUAGGUUGGUUGUGACCUAAGUUUUCCAUUCUCUUUGUAAUGCCUCUCCUAUUGGAUUGACUAUCUAUUCCGCCUAAUUAAGAACAUUGUUCUCCCUUAUUAUUUUAACAUAGACUGAAAUCCUAGACUGCCAUGGAUUUACGAAGGAUAUAUAUAUACAUCUUGAAAUACAAUCUUCAGAGACAUGACUGUUCUGAGAGUCAGCUACCGUCCCCAAGUCAGGGUAUUAUUUUUCCCCUGUUGCUUGUAGUAAACAGACACCUAUCUCAAAAUUUAACAUACAUUCACAUCUCCUUUACCUAGACAGCUUAGAGAAUAAGCCCACCUGAUUUUGCCUCCUGUGACUUAGUUUGAAAUGUGUAUUGAAUCAAUGAUACGAUUAUAAUAAGUCCAGCAGUGAAACCUAGGAUCACAAGCCAACAUGCUGUUUAGCGGUCUUGCUUCAAGAGCAGCUUAGAAACAAAUUAAAUAUGGAGAGUGAAUUACCUUCCUAUCCCUGAGCAUGAUGCUUCUUUUGGGUUAGUUAUUAAGGAUUAUUGCACUUUUAUAGGCACUAUAUUCAUUGCCUUUCAAAUGGCAACAUGGCAUCUUCCUGGAGUAAUUUUGCUCUUGAAAUUAUAAUUUCAAGUAGAUUUCAUUGAAUGAAAUUGUUUUCUUGUUUUGAAGGGGAAGCAUUUUGAUGUAUGAGGAGGUAUCUGUUUGGGCUUUUUCUCUGUCACCCUGUCAGAAAUGCCAACCUCAAGCAUUCAAAGAUCAUGAGUGAGGCCCCCAAAAUUAUGAGGCUGUCUUAAAAUCAUGAGGUUUUUUUCCAUAGCAUAUUUUUUGUGUUCCUUUUAUUUGUCUUAUCAUUACUGAGUCUCUAAGCAACACUCAAGUCAGGUUUUUCAAGUGUUCCUCCAUAGCCAGGAAAACUAGAAAUAGCCUUUUUUUUUUUUUUUUAAAUGGAAGUGAGAUGCUCGUGCAAUUUCCUGUUACCUGCAGCUGGGUUUUCAGAAAGACACCAAAUAUUGCAAGACUCAUGAUAACAUUGCAAGAGGUAGCCUGUUAAAUAAUGUGUAGAUCGAUAUGUGUAGUGCUGUUGUAAAGGGAACACACACGCUAAGGACUAACGUCUAAAAUAUCAGGAAUCCAGCAGCACAAAAUGACAGUGCAGCAAAGUCCAAAGUGCUUGAGCAAGGUCCUUACACACCUUCUUGUGGGCUUCAUUGGUCUUAAAUGGUGUGUAUGGCCUUGUACCUACUCUGAGAACAGUAGGUAUCUCCAGCCGCAUGAUGUUCAAUAAGGAACUGAGGUCCAUAAUAGUAGAUGUUCUUGAGCAGAAAGCUUAGGAGAGCUACCAUAUGCCUCCUAUGGUUCCAUCAGUUCCUAGCCUGAAAUACAGGGCUAGCUUUUUCUAGGGCACCUCUCACUCAAGCAAACUUCCUUUGCAAGUAGGGAAAGUUUGGACCUGAAUACAAAUUGCAGGAUUUGGUCCAUUGUUCACACUUCUUUAGCU
This is a messenger RNA of Chelonoidis abingdonii (Abingdon island giant tortoise), 7756 nucleotides long. RefSeq names its product ALF transcription elongation factor 2 (gene AFF2). Lineage: Eukaryota; Metazoa; Chordata; Testudines; Testudinidae. Gene Ontology annotation, cellular component: nucleus; nuclear speck. The record is from RefSeq and is a predicted model, not a curated record. Gene Ontology annotation, molecular function: G-quadruplex RNA binding. Gene Ontology annotation, biological process: regulation of RNA splicing.